AUGCCCGCCCGCCGCCUGCCUCCGCCUUCAAUUCUCCCGCCCCCUCUUCAAGUUCCCGCCGCCACUCCACCCGUGCUCACCCCCCGCCAGGCUCCUGAGGGCUCCCCCCGACCCGGCCUCUCUGCUUUCCGCACGAUGCAGUUCAAGGCCCUCAACCCCAUCGCUGCCCUCGUCGCAGCCGCCGCAGCCGCCGCCGAGGCGUUCGAUCCCUCGAUCCUGACCGUCUCGUUCUCGUCCGUGGUCACCACCACCGCCUCCCAAGUCCUCGUGAGCAUGAUGGAGGGCCUUCGCUCCCGCCUCCAGCUCAACGCCAGGGAGGGGCAAGCUUAG
Messenger RNA from Epithele typhae, 330 nucleotides. RefSeq lists its product as uncharacterized. The transcript is spliced from 3 exons. The coding region runs from base 1 to 330 and encodes 109 amino acids. The record is from RefSeq and is a predicted model, not a curated record. NCBI's taxonomy places the organism in Eukaryota, Fungi, Basidiomycota, Agaricomycetes, Polyporales, Epitheliaceae.